Molecule: messenger RNA, 1728 nt
Organism: Theileria orientalis strain Shintoku
Lineage: Eukaryota; Apicomplexa; Aconoidasida; Piroplasmida; Theileriidae
Exons: 5
Coding region: 1-1728 (575 amino acids)
Cellular component (GO): membrane
Molecular function (GO): acetyl-CoA transmembrane transporter activity
Source: RefSeq, a predicted model, not a curated record
AUGAAGAGAUUCUGGCUGAACUUUAAACAAGCUUUCAGAGUUCGAAAUUUCGUGAGAGAAAAAUGGACCCUGGCAGACGUAGGAAACCUCUUUUUCCUAACGAUCCUAUACAUCCUCCAGGGAAUCCCGCUGGGACUGUGGAGCACAAUCCCAGUCCUGCUGAACAACAGAACCAGCAACUUUAAGAUCGGACUCAUGACGCUGGCGACGCUCCCGUUCUCACUGAAGCUGCUGUGGGCGCCAGUGAUGGAGUACUACUACGUGGAAAAACUGGGAAAGAGGAAGAGCUGGGUGCUGCUGUCGAAGAUCCUAUCGGGGUUGCUGAUCUUUUACGGAAGCUUCAAGGGGAGAAUGGACAGGUGGCUCUUCCCAGAGCACCUGCACAUAGUGAGCCCAGACACGAGCUACGACCACGACCAAAUAAAGCUGCUGAAGAUCUUCCUGUUCUUCCUGGCGCUGAGCUUCCUGGUGGCUACUGAGGACACGGCGCUGGACAGCUGGGCAAUAGCGAUGCUGAGGCCGAGGAUGCGAGUGCACGCAGCCUUCGUCAACUCGCUGGGGAACUCGGUAGGAUUUAGCCUGCCCUUCUUCCUGAUACUUAUUUCGAGCACGUUCUUCCACAAGUUCACGAAGCACUUCAAGUACAACAUCGAGCAUCACACGAAGGCGGACUGCAGGUGUCACCCGGUGUACGGAAAGAUACCCGAAGACCGCCUGGUCACAGUCUCAGGCUUCAUGCACAUGUUCUGCAUCUGCAUCCUGGUGGUAUCGCUGAUCAUCUUCCUGAAGAAGGAGAAGCCGGAGCCGCUGAACAGGGACAUGUUCUCGCCGGACAACUCGUUCGAAGAGACCUCGGACAAGCCAGUCCUGGAGGAGAAAACGGACGUGGAGUCGGGAGCGGACACGAGAAAGUACAAGCUCUUCAACUCGUACGGGAUGAUGGUGAGAGUGCUGCAGCUGAAGCCAGUGAAGUCGCUCGCGUUCAUACUGCUGACCAAGUACCUGUUCUUCGCACCAGAGAUAGUAAUAGACCUUAAGAUGAUGAAAUACGGCCUCGCACAGGACCUGUACGGGUUCCUGUGCUCCUUUUCAAUAGUAGUGGAUGUGAUUUUCCCGUUUCUGAUAGCCUUUUACAUUUCAAGGUUUGGUUUCACUAACACGCAGUACUACGGUCUUUUCGUGAGAUAUAUAUCGUUCGUGGGUUCAGUAGUGUUUCUGGUGGUGACUAAGUACUUCUUUAAAAAGGAACAUGAGGAGGCGGCACACGCAAUAUACUUUGUAGCAUUGUACUAUAUACUGGUGAUAAGGAAGACGAUACAGCUUAAUAACUUGGCGACGGAGUUCGGAUUGUUCAACAAAGUCUCAGACCAGAGCAUAGUGACGUUCUACGUGGCGCUGCUCAAGAGCCUAUCGAAUCUGGGUAACUUCUACCCAAGCUUCCUGUCACUGGUACUGGUGGAUCUCUUCACAAUAAGUAAGUCAUGGUCAAGGAUAGCUAAGAAAAUACACGUCGAUGGAGUGUACGUACUGUCAGUAGUGGCAAUAAUAUGCGGGUUCAAGUUCCUUACGAAGUAUAAGCCAAAGUAUAGAAUGGUGAACUACUACAGCGAUAGCGAGUGGAGAGUAGUAAAGCAGACAAACAUAGAUAAAGGGGAAAAUAUGUUGAAAAUGAGGGAAACAGUAACAAAUGGUCAGGAACAAGCAUGGGAAUCUGGGUGGGGUCACUAG